Sphaeramia orbicularis (orbiculate cardinalfish) is the source of this 9344-nucleotide messenger RNA. RefSeq names its product talin 1 (gene tln1). The record is from RefSeq and is a predicted model, not a curated record. The transcript is spliced from 57 exons. Gene Ontology annotation, molecular function: structural constituent of cytoskeleton; integrin binding; actin filament binding. Gene Ontology annotation, cellular component: cytoplasm; focal adhesion; plasma membrane. NCBI's taxonomy places the organism in Eukaryota, Metazoa, Chordata, Actinopteri, Kurtiformes, Apogonidae. The coding region runs from base 296 to 7918 and encodes 2540 amino acids. Gene Ontology annotation, biological process: cell-cell adhesion; actin cytoskeleton organization.
CCGAGCCCCAGAGAAGCGGAUAGGGAGGGGAAGUGGAGAAAAAGUCAGCUAUCUGGCCUUUUCCCCCCUCAUCGGUCUAAAACUGGCCCCAUUACCGGGGAAUUGGACUGAAAACACCGUCUACCGUCUAUUUGGGGUUUUUUCCAGAGGCACGAGGGCCACCGGAGGGAGCGAAGAAGGCACGCGCACAGCCAGAGACGAAACCCAGAGUUCAUCAUCUGAGCGGACAGAAGUGUUUGACCAAAACACCACUUUUCAUCAGGAGUGAGUUGGGUGGAGGUGCAGAGCAGCAAUCAUGGUGGCCCUGUCGCUAAAGAUCGGCGUGGGAAACGUCGUGAAGACCAUGCAGUUUGAGCCCUCCACCAUGGUGUACGACGCCUGCCGCAUCAUCAGGGAGAGAGUUCCAGAGGCCCAGCUUGGCCAGCCCAAUGACUACGGGCUGUUUUUGUCUGACGAAGACCCAAAGAAAGGCAUCUGGCUGGAGGCAGGAAAGGCCCUGGACUACUACAUGUUGAGGAAUGGAGACACUCUGGAGUACAAGAAGAAACAGAGGCCUCUGAAGAUCCGCAUGUUGGACGGCACCGUCAAAACCGUCAUGGUGGAUGACUCCAAGAUUGUCAGCGACAUGCUCAUGACCAUCUGUGCAAGGAUAGGCAUUACAAACUAUGACGAGUACUCACUGGUGCGUGACAUCGGUGAAGAGAAGAAAGAGGAGAACAUGGGCACCCUGAAGAAAGAGAAGACCCUGCUGAGAGACGACAAGAAGAUGGAGAAGCUGAAACAGAAGCUUCAUACAGAUGAUGAGUUGAACUGGUUGGACCACGGCCGGACACUGAGGGAACAGGGUGUGGAGGAAACAGAGAUGCUGCUGCUCAGGAGGAAGUUCUUCUACUCAGACCAGAACGUGGACUCCAGAGACCCUGUCCAGCUCAACCUGCUCUACGUGCAGGCUCGUGAUGACAUUUUAAACGGCUCUCAUCCCGUCUCCUUUGACAAAGCCUGUGAGUUCGCAGGUUAUCAGUGUCAGAUCCAGUUCGGUGACCACAACGAGUCCAAACACAAGUCUGGAUUCUUAGAUUUGAAAGAGUUCCUUCCUAAAGAGUACAUUAAGCACAAAGGAGAGAAGAAGAUCUUUCAGGCACACAAAAACUGCCAGAACAUGACAGAGAUCGAGGCCAAAGUCAGCUACGUGAAACUGGCCCGCUCUCUGAAAACCUACGGAGUCUCCUUCUUUCUGGUCAAGGAGAAAAUGAAAGGAAAGAACAAGCUGGUGCCUCGUCUGCUGGGCAUCACCAAAGAGAGUGUGAUGAGAGUGGAUGAGAAGACGAAAGAGGUGAUUCAGGAGUGGAACCUGACCAACAUCAAACGCUGGGCCGCCUCGCCAAAAAGCUUCACCCUGGACUUUGGUGACUACCAAGACGGCUACUACUCUGUUCAGACGACUGAGGGAGAGCAGAUAGCUCAGCUUAUUGCUGGCUACAUCGACAUCAUCCUCAAGAAGAAAAAGAGUAAAGACCAUUUCGGUUUGGAGGGAGAUGAAGAGUCGACUAUGUUGGAAGACUCUGUGUCACCCAAAAAAUCCACAGUUUUGCAGCAGCAGUUCAACAAGGUGGGGAAAGCGGAGACGGGCUCCGUGGCCCUGCCGGCCAUCAUGCGCUCCGGAGCUGGAGGUCCAGAGAGCUUCCAGAUGGGCUCCAUGCCUCAGGCCAAGCAGCACAUCACCAGUGGACAGAUGCACCGGGGACACAUGCCCCCACUGACUUCAGCCCAACAAGCCCUGACUGGAACCAUUAACUCCAGUAUGCAGGCUGUCCAGGCAGCCCAGGCCUCGCUGGAUGACUUCGACACUCUGCCCCCUCUGGGAACAGAUGCUGCAUCUCAAGCCUGGCGCAAAAACAAAAUGGAUGAGUCCAAACAUGAGAUCCACUCCCAGGUGGAUGCCAUCACGGCAGGCACUGCCUCCAUGGUCAACCUCACAGCAGGUGAUCCAGCAGAGACAGACUACACAGCAGUGGGUUGUGCUGUUACCACAAUUUCAUCCAACCUGACUGAGAUGUCAAAGGGCGUUAAGUUGCUGGCAGCCCUCAUGGAGGAUGAAGGUGGGAAUGGGCAGCAGCUGCUGGGAGCUGCCAAGAACCUGGCCUGUGCGGUCUCGGACAUGCUGAAGACCGCCCAGCCUGCAAACACAGAGCCUCGACAGAACCUGCUGCAGGCUGCAGGAAAUGUGGGCCAGGCCAGUGGAGAGCUGCUGUCUCACAUAGGAGAGACGGACACUGAUCCACAGUUCCAGGACAUGCUAAUGCAGCUGGCGAAGGCUGUGGCUAACGCUGCAGCUGCUCUGGUUCUAAAAGCAAAGAAUGUGGCCCAGAAGACGGAGGACUCAGCCCAACAGAACCGUGUCAUUGCCGCAGCCACACAGUGCGCUCUGUCCACAUCUCAGCUGGUAGCCUGCACCAGGGUGGUUGCUCCCACCAUCAGCUCCCCCGUGUGCCAGGAACAGCUGAUCGAGGCGGGUAAGCUGGUGGCCAAGUCCGUGGAAGGCUGCGUGGAGGCCUCACAGGGAGCCACCAGUGACGAGGGCCUCCUCAAACAGGUGGGUGUGGCAGCCACCGGCGUCACCCAAGCCCUCAACGAACUGCUGCAGCACAUCAAACAGUACGCCAGCGGGGGUCAUCCCAUCGGACGCCACGGAGAAGCCACUGACCGCAUCCUGGACGUGACUGAGAACAUCUUCAGCUCGAUGGGAGAUGCCGGUGAGAUGGUCCGUCAGGCUCGUAUCCUGGCUCAGGCCACCUCUGAUCUGGUCAAUGCCAUCAAGAUGGACGCAGAAGGCGAAUCAGACCUGGAGAACUCACGCAAGCUGCUGUCAGCUGCCAAGCUGCUGGCUGAUGCCACUGCCAAGAUGGUGGAGGCAGCGAAGGGUGCUGCAGCAAACCCUGACAGCGAGGAGCAACAGCAGAGGUUACGAGAGGCUGCAGAAGGUCUGCGCAUGGCUACCAAUUUAGCCGCCCAGAACGCCAUCAAGAAACGUCUGGUCAAUAAACUGGAGAAUGCAGCCAAACAGGCGGCAGCAGCGGCCACUCAGACGAUCGCUGCUGCUCAACACGCCGCCUCGUCCAAUAAGAACCUGGCUGCUCAACAACAGCUGGUCCAGAGCUGCAAGGUGGUGGCUGAGCAGAUCCCUCAGCUGGUCCAGGGAGUCCGAGGCAGCCAGUCUCAGCCCGACAGCCCCAGUGCUCAGCUGGCUCUCAUCGGUGCCAGUCAGAACUUCCUCCAGCCUGGUGCCAAAAUGGUCACUGCCUCCAAAGCCACCGUUCCCACCAUCAGUGACCAGGCCUCAGCCAUGCAGCUCAGCCAGUGUGCCAAGAACCUGGCCAGUGCCCUGGCUGAACUACGCACCGCCUCACAGAAGGCUCAGGAAGCAUGUGGCCCACUGGAGAUCGAUAACGCCCUGUCCAUGGUCAGAGGACUGGAGAAGGACAUCAAGGACGCCAAGGCUGCAUCUGAGGAGGGCAAACUCAAACCACUGCCUGGAGAGACGCUGGAGAAGUGCUCUCAGGAUCUGGGGACCAGUACCAAGGCUGUGAGCUCAGCCAUCGCUCAGCUGCUGAGUGAGGCCACUCAGGGCAACGAGAACUACACAGGUAUGGCAGCCAGAGACGUGGCUCAGGCUCUGAAGUCUUUGGCCUCAUCUGCCAGAGGAGUCGCUGCCACCACAGAUGACGCCGCAGCUCGUGGUGCCAUGUUGGACUGUGCGGGUGACGUCAUGGAUAAGUCCGCCAACCUUAUUGAGGAGACCAAGAGGGCGAUCGCCAAACCAGGAGACCCUGAGAGUCAGCAGAGGCUGGCCCAGGUGGCGAAGGCAGUGUCUCAGGCCCUGAACAGAUGUGUGAACUGCCUUCCAGGCCAGAGGGAUGUGGACAACGCCAUCCGCACUGUCGGUGAAGCCAGCAAGACUCUCCUGGCUGAUUCAUUCCCAUCCAGUGGAAGGAGCUUCCAGGAGGUUCAGGCUCAGCUGAAUGAAGUGGCGGCCGGUUUGAACCAGUCUGCCAACGAGGUGGUCCAGGCUUCCAGAGGAACCACUCAGGACCUGGCCAGAGCCACCAGCAAGUUUGGAAAGGACUUCAGCAACUUCCUGGAGGCCGGUGUGGACAUGGCCGGAACGUCACAGUCUAAAGAAGACCAGACCCAGGUGGUGUCCAACCUGAAGACAAUCUCUAUGUCAUCCAGCAAACUGCUGCUGGCGGCCAAAGCCUUGUCCACCGACCCCAGCUCCCCGAACCUCAAGAACCAACUUGCAGCAGCUGCUCGGGCAGUUACAGACAGCAUCAACCAGCUCAUCACCAUGUGCACCCAGCAGGCUCCAGGUCAGAAGGAGUGUGACAACGCCCUGAGAGAGCUGGAGUCGGUCAGGGGGAUGUUGGAGAACCCGACUGAAGCUGUCAAUGACUUGUCUUACUUCGACUGCGUAGACAGUGUCAUGGAAAACUCAAAGGUCCUUGGUGAGUCCAUGGCUGGCAUUUCCCAUAAUGCCAAGAACUCCAACUUGCCAGAGUUUGGUGAUUCAGUCAGUUCAGGUUCCAAAGCAUUGUGUGGUCUGACUGAAGCAGCUGCACAGGCUGCCUAUCUAGUGGGAGUGUCUGAUCCCAACAGUUCUGCGGGUCAGAAGGGCUUGGUGGAUCCAGCUCAGUUUGCCCGAGCUAACCAGUCGAUCCAGAUGGCCUGUCAGAACCUGGUGGACCCAGCCUGUACCCAGUCCCAGGUGCUCUCGGCUGCCACCAUCGUGGCCAAACACACCUCUGCGCUGUGCAACGCCUGCCGCCUGGCCUCCUCCAAAACCCCCAACCCUGUGGCUAAGAGACAGUUUGUCCAGUCAGCUAAAGAGGUGGCCAACACCACCGCCAACCUGGUCAAGUCUAUCAAGGCUUUGGAUGGAGCCUUUAACCAGGAGAAUAGAGAGAAGUGUAAGGCAGCCACUGGUCCGCUCAUAGAAGCUGUGGACAACCUGACAGCCUUCGCCUCAAACCCAGAGUUCGCCAGCAUUCCUGCCCAGAUCAGCCCUGAGGGUCACGCAGCCAUGGAGCCCAUUGUUGCUGCAGCCCAGACGAUGCUGGAGAGUUCGACAGGCCUGAUCCAGACCGCCCGCUCUCUGGCUGUCAACCCCAAAGACCCCCCUAAGUGGUCGGUGCUGGCCGGACACUCCAGGACUGUGUCUGACUCCAUCAAGAAGCUCAUCACCAACAUGAGAGAAAAGGCUCCUGGCCAGAGAGAAUGUGACGAUGCCAUUGAGGUGCUGAACGGCUGCAUCCGUGAGGUCGACCAGGCAUCUCUGGCUGCCAUUAGCCAGCAACUGACGCCCCGAGAGGACAUCUCCAUGGAGGCUCUUCAUGAACAAAUGGCGGCCUCAGUCCAUGAGAUCAGUAAUUUGAUUGAACCUGUGGCCGUGGCCGCUCGCUCUGAAGCCUCCCAGCUCGGUCACAAAGUAUCUCAGAUGGCCAGCUACUUUGAGCCUCUGAUCAUGGCGGCUAUUGGCACAGCAUCCAAGAUCCUGAGCAGCCAACAGCAGAUGGCUGUGUUAGACCAGACCAAAACCCUGACAGAGUCGGCCCUGCAGAUGCUCUACACCGCCAAGGAGGCUGGGGGAAACCCCAAGGCUGCACACAUGCAGGAGAAUUUGGAGGAGGCCGUGCAGAUGAUGAAAGAAGCCGUUGACGACCUGGGCGCCACUUUGGCUGAGGCGGCCAGCGCAGCGGGGGCUGUGGGUGGCAUGGUCGACUCCAUCAACGACGCCAUCAAUAAAAUGGAAGACGCUCCUGGACUUGAACCUGAGGGCACAUUCGUGGACUACCAGACCACCAUGGUUAAAACAGCCAAGGCUAUCGCUGUCACUGUGCAGGAGAUGGUAACAAAGUCUAACACCAACCCUGAUGACCUCGGAGGACUUGCCAACCAGCUGACCAAUGAGUUUGGAAAUCUGGCAACGGAGGCCAAAUACGCCGCCAUGACUGCAGAGAAUCAUGAAAUUGGUUCCCACAUUAAGAAGCAGGUGGGCGAGCUGGGUUUCAGCUGCACAGGUCUGGUGACCAAAGCAGGAGCCCUGCAGUGCAGCCCCAACGACACUUUUACCAAGAAAGAGCUCAUUGAAAGUGCCCGGAAAGUCUCUGAGAAGGUCUCCCAUGUGUUGGCGUCCCUACAGGCAGGUAACCGUGGCACCCAGGCCUGCAUCACUGCCGCCAGCGCCGUCUCUGGAAUUAUUGCAGACCUGGACACCACCAUUAUGUUUGCUACUGCUGGUACUCUGAACAGAGAAAACGCAGAGACCUUCGCUGACCACAGAGAGUGCAUCUUGAAGACCGCCAAGGCUCUGGUGGAGGAUACCAAAUUGUUGGUGUCCGGGGCCGGAGCCAGUCAGGAGAAACUGGCCCAGGCUGCCCAGUCCUCAGUGUCCACCAUCACUAAACUGGCUGAUGUGGUUAAACUGGGAGCUGCCAGUCUGGGUUCUGAAGACCCAGAGACCCAGGUCGUCCUGAUUAAUGCAGUCAAGGAUGUGGCUAAAGCUUUGGGCAACCUCAUCAGCACCACCAAGGCAGCAGCAGGCAAACCUCAUGACGACCCCAGCAUGCUUCAGCUGAAGAACUCCGCAAAGGUGAUGGUGACCAAUGUGACGUCACUGUUGAAGACGGUGAAGGCAGUGGAGGAUGAAGCCACCAAGGGAACCAGAGCUCUGGAGGCCACCAUUGAACACAUUAAACAGGAGCUGGCUGUUUUCAGCACUUCUGACCCACCAGCAAAGACAACAUCACCUGAAGAGUUCAUUCGCAUGACGAAAGGAAUCACCAUGGCAACAGCAAAGGCGGUGGCAGCUGGGAACUCUUGUCGUCAGGAGGACAUCAUCGCCACAGCGAACCUGAGCAGAAGAGCCAUCGCUGACAUGCUUCACUCCUGCAAGGAGGCUGCGUACCACCCAGAGGUCAGCAAAGAGGUCCAGAUGAGAGCUCUGCGCUAUGGAAAUGAGUGUGCCACCGGAUAUCUGGGACUCCUGGAACAUGUGUUGGUGAUCAUCCAGAAGCCUUCUCAUGAUCUGAAGCAGCAGCUGGCCACCUACUCCAAGAGGGUGGCGGGUUCUGUCACUGAGCUCAUCCAGGCUGCAGAGGCCAUGAAAGGCACCGAGUGGGUGGACCCCGAGGAUCCCACCGUUAUUGCAGAGAACGAGCUGCUGGGAGCCGCGGCGGCGAUUGAAGCCGCUGCCAAGAAACUGGAGCAGCUGAGGCCGAGGACCAAACCCAAGGAGGCAGAUGAGAGCUUGAACUUUGAAGAGCAGAUUCUUGAGGCGGCCAAGUCCAUCGCAGCUGCCACCAGUGCUCUGGUCAAAGCCGCUUCAGCAGCGCAGAGGGAACUGGUGGCUCAAGGAAAGGUGGGAGCGAUUCCAGCCAAUGCCGUGGAUGAUGGACAGUGGUCUCAGGGCCUCAUUUCAGCCGCCCGAAUGGUUGCCGCAGCAACUAACAACCUGUGUGAGGCAGCCAACUCUGCGGUGCAGGGCCACGCCAGCGAGGAGAAGCUCAUCUCUUCAGCCAAACAGGUGGCGGCCUCCACCGCUCAGCUCCUGGUGGCCUGCAAGGUCAAGGCAGACCAGGACUCCCAGACCAUGAAGAGGCUCCAGGCUGCCGGAAACGCUGUGAAGAGGGCGUCCGAUAAUCUGGUGAAAGCGGCACAGAAAGCGGCGUUCGAUGCUCAGGACGACCAGGCCGUGGUGGUCCAGAGUAAGAUGGUGGGCGGCAUCGCUCAGAUCAUCGCUGCUCAGGAGGAGAUGCUGAGGAAAGAGCGGGAGUUGGACGAGGCCCGGAAGAAGCUGGCCAUGAUCCGACAGCAGCAGUACAAGUUCCUGCCGUCGGAGCUGAGGGAGGACGGGCAGGACUAGUGAAAGUCAGGAACUGAUCCACGGAACGCUCCGGACCUCCUGAACGUCUGCCGCCGGCACACAGGAGGCGUUCACGCUUCAGAUGUAACCAGUAACACAGAUGGUUGUGAAUGAUGACUGUGUUUAAGUUCAGCAGCAGAAGAACGCCUUUAGAUACUCCUUCUGAUAAUAGAACAAACAUAGCCCUUAGUCCUCCUUUAAGGUGUUUUUGUGCUUUUGACUAUAUAUGAUCAUAUCCUUUUUGAAUAUAUCUGCCUCUUUUUAGUUCUUUUUUGUUUUUUCUAUCUGGGUUGCAUGUCUUUGUUCUGUGUACAUGAUGCGUGGCUCGGUAAAAAAAUGAGUCCUGCCAUGAAAUUCUGCUGACCUUCAUUCUGUAGAACUUUACUGUCAGGAAGUAGAUGAAUGGAGGCAGGCGUGAGUUUAGCUUUAUGACAUUUUUCUAUGCAGAUGUUUGUGCGCCAGGAGCUUUAGAGGCAAGAAGAGAGUCAACGUGUAAGUGAUUUCUUAUUUUUUCUUGGUCUGCGGUUGCACGACAAUGAUGAUAUUCAGUAUGUUAGGGGUCAUACUGUCUAAAUCUGAAAUAAGGACGAGGAAAUCCAAUGGUUUUUUAGUCUAGAUUUGCAAUAAUGAACUUUGCGACGGAACAAAUCAGAGGAAAAGCCUUAUUUUUUUAAAGACUAGUUAUGAAAUGUAUGAAAAAGGUGUCUUCCAUUCAGUCAAAUUAGGUCUUUUGGUGUUCGUUCAGUAUUUGGUUUGAAGAAGCCGCCGUAUUUACCGGUAGAUUGGACUUUUUUUUUUUUUUUUGCUUAAAAAUCACAAAGCCAUAUAUUUAACUUUAAGAUAUAUAAAAUCUUUUGGACUGUAUUUGGGUGCUCAGUGUCGUCUGAUUCACGUCUGUAACAUAUCUGUGCCAAAACCAGUUUCUGAUGCGAUGCUUACUGUGUUUUCUAAUGACUUCCUGUUGUCGUAUUCCAGUCCACUGAUGCCAGUCUGAUGUGUACAUGAUGUUUGGGCAGCGUAACGCUUCUAUUGGAUAGGCCUUAAAUAGAGAUUAGAUUAUUUCACAUUAGCCAAGGCUAAUGGUAUAGUAUCUUAUUAUUUGUCACCAGUUUAUCCUACUAAGUGCCAUUUUUAAUUAUUUUUUCCAGUUUUAACUGAUAUCAGCCAUUUACCCUCCAAGUCCAUUGAACUCAUUGGAUUAAUUUAUCAGAACGUUUAAAUUCAGUCCUUUUUCUUUGCUUAUUAUUUUAAGAACAAAUGAGGCACAGUGAGAACGGUGGACUAGAACAGUGACUGUUAUCACACAGAGCCGCCGUCUGCUUUUGUUCACGUUUUGUGGUUUCUAUGGAACGCUGGUGUCCAGCAGCACCACAUCAUGGGCACUGUAACAGAGAUUUUUAUUCAAUAAAGCCAAUUUUCAUUGAAA